Molecule: messenger RNA, 729 nt
Organism: Prunus armeniaca (apricot)
Lineage: Eukaryota; Viridiplantae; Streptophyta; Magnoliopsida; Rosales; Rosaceae
Source: the annotation of a GenBank genome assembly
AUGGACAACAUUGGUGAUGAGUACAAACAUUACUGGGAAACCAGUAUGUUCCUCCAAAACGAAGAGCUUGACAGCUGGGGAUUGGAUGAGGCUUUUUCUGGGUACUAUGAUUCCAGCUCACCAGAUGGAGGAGCUUCUUCCAUGGCCUCCAAAAACAUUGUGUCUGAAAGGAACAGGAGGAAGAAGCUCAACGAAAGGCUCUUCGCUCUUAGAGCAGUGGUCCCCAAAAUAAGCAAGAUGGAUAAGGCUUCUAUAAUCAAAGACGCCAUUGACUACAUCCAGGAGCUUCAUGAACAAGAAAGAAGAAUUCAGACAGAGAUAGGGGAGCUAGAAUCUGGGAGAUCAAAGAAAAAUCUGGGUUCUGAAUUUGAUCAAGAGCUACCAGUCUUGUUGAGGUCAAAGAAGAAGAAAAUUGAGCAGCUCUAUGAUUCCGGAGGAUCGAGAACUUCCACCAUUGAAGUGCUUGAACUUAGGGUUACAUACAUGGGGGAAAAGACAGUGGUGGCUAGCUUGACAUGCAGCAAAAGAACGGACACAAUGGUAAAAUUGUGUGAGGUCUUCGAAUCUUUGAAGCUCAAAAUCAUUACAGCAAAUAUUACUGCUUUCUCUGGGAGAGUCUUGAAGACAGUCUUCAUUGAGGCAGAUGAAGAAGAAAAAGAUCAUUUGAAGAUUAAAAUUGAAACAGCCAUUGCAGCUUUGAAUGAUCCACAAAGCCCCAUGAGCAUAUAA